Molecule: messenger RNA, 418 nt
Organism: Suillus paluster
Lineage: Eukaryota; Fungi; Basidiomycota; Agaricomycetes; Boletales; Suillaceae
Exons: 2
Source: RefSeq, a predicted model, not a curated record
AUGCCCACUGCUCGCAUCAACACGCACAUCGCAGCGGUGGCGUGCAAGGACUUGCGAGAGAUCCGCGUGUAUUACAUCACUGCGACUAGUAGGCUGCAUGAGAUUUGCCACACUCAGGGCAAAUGUUGGGUCAAAGGUGCGACCUUGGGCACCGCAGCCGAGAACAGCUGCUGCUUGUACGCUCAAGGGCGAUUCACCAAGGAUGUCUCGAUCAGGGUCGGGUUCCAGUGUUCCGCUGCUCCACAGACUAUCACAGCAGCUUGUUAUCAUGAGCACCAGGGAUGGAAGAAUCGUGUCUUAUAAAUUGGCAGAGAAUCUUAGCCUCGUAUGCCAAGGAAAAAAGUGUAUGUGAUCAGGUUACCAGUUUUCUAUCGGUGUAGAGUUGAAUGUUGCACGUUAUAUGUAGGCUUGCAAUGUU